Messenger RNA from Symbiodinium sp. CCMP2456, 960 nucleotides. NCBI's taxonomy places the organism in Eukaryota, Dinophyceae, Suessiales, Symbiodiniaceae. The record is from the annotation of a GenBank genome assembly.
AUGGAUUUGCCAACCGGAGUCGUGCAAGGCGAAGUAGUCGGAGUUCCACAGAUGGAGAUGGAAUGGCAAGGCGAAGUCGGCGGAGCGCCACACAUUGAGAUGGCUCCACAGCAGCAGGACAUGACGGGCAUGGGCAUGUUGCAGUCUCUCCUAGAGCCCCACAGCGGGCUGAUCGUGAAGCAGACGAUGCGAGGAUGCAUCCAGGAGUGUUUGGGAUGCGACGCCAAAUCUGAGUACAAGAUCGCGCCGCUAGACCCUGGUGAGAUUCGAGGUGAUUCUGCAUCCGAUCAUGCUCUAGGCGUUCCGGAGACCAUGUAUGCCAUCGAGGAGUCUAACUGCUGCUGCCGAGUCUGUAACCCGGCCGGGCGUGGCUUCGAGAUGAACGUCUCCCAAGGAGGCCCCGGAGGACCACCCGUGGCGAAGUUUAACAAGCCCCUCACAUUCCCUGCGAUCUGCAUGACCAUCCAAAGCAAGUAUGGGAACUACGACUGCCCAUGCUGUUGCUGCCUCCCGAUGAUGACGUCACAUCUUCCGGACGGAUCUUCGCUUCAGUCUGAGUCUCGGUACUACUGCGACGUUUGCCUCUACGUUCCCAAGUUCAAAUACAAGGAGGACGACCAAGAAGUGUACAUCGUGCAUCCAGAGACCUGCUGCGGUGGUGCCUGCAUCGCUUGCGACCCCUGCACCGGGAAGGGACUUUGGUACAUCCCCUAUUACUUCCACCACCCUGCGACCGGCGAGGUGCUCGGUGGAGAAUACGGCGAUCCCUACACCCCGCAGGUACGGAAGGUGUGGGCCGGUUGGAAGAAGGAGUGCUGCAGUUCAGCCGACACCUUCGUGGUCGUUUUCCCGCAACAGGCAACGGUGAGGAGGAAGGCUGGCCUUUUGGGGCUGACCUUUCUCAUCGAUUUUACUAUCUUCGAGGGCCACGACUCCGGAGGUACUUAUGCGACGGAGUAG